This is a messenger RNA of Salvia miltiorrhiza (redroot sage), 958 nucleotides long. RefSeq names its product gibberellin 20-oxidase-like protein. NCBI's taxonomy places the organism in Eukaryota, Viridiplantae, Streptophyta, Magnoliopsida, Lamiales, Lamiaceae. The record is from RefSeq and is a predicted model, not a curated record. Gene Ontology annotation, molecular function: dioxygenase activity. The coding region runs from base 1 to 948 and encodes 315 amino acids. The transcript has 2 exons.
AUGUCUGUACACCUUCCUAUCUUCGACAUCUCACAGCCCCUUAGCUCAUCCUCUCUCUCCUCCCUCUCUCUAGCCUGCAGAGAAUGGGGAUUUUUCCACAUCACCAACCAUGGAAUUCCCAAAGAGUUAAUGAAGAAACUGCAUUCUUCAUCUACCCAGAUUUUCAACCUCCCUUCAGAGGUGAAGCACAAAGCAGGCCCUUCAUCAGCUGUGAAAACAUACACUCCCCAUUUCAUCGCCUCCCCCUUCUUCGAGAGCCUACGCGUAUCCGGACCCGACUUCUUCGCUUCUGCACACACUUCUUGCCAAGCCUUCCUACGCCAUCCAACCCAUGAAUUCAGUGAGAUAGUUAAAGAGUAUGGAAGUAGGAUGAGCAAGUUGUCGAAAAGAGUGAUUGAAAUGGUGAUGGAAUGCAUGGGAGCAAAUUAUGGGAUGAAGUUUUUACCUGAGUUCAAGAAGUGCCAUGGGUAUUUGAGAAUGAACAACUAUUCUUCUCCUUGCUGCAUUGAUGAAGAAGAAGAAGAAGAAGAAGUUGAAGGGCUAGGCAUGCACACGGACAUGAGCUGCAUAACAGUAGUGUAUCAAGAUGACACGGGUGGGCUCCAAGUGAGGUCGAGGGAAGGGCGGUGGAUGGACAUUGCCCCACGCCAGGAUACGCUGGUCGUCAACAUUGGUGACUUGAUGCAGGCGUGGAGCAAUGGCGAGUUGCUGUCGUCGCAGCACAGAGUGGUCCUCAGGAGAAACGUCAACCGAUUCUCUGUUGCUUUCUUCUGGUGCUUCGAAGACCAGAAAUUGAUAUAUGCUCCUCACCAAAUUGUGGGAGGGAAGUCCAGGCUUUAUAAACCCUUUGUCUGUGCAGAUUAUGUCAAGUUCAGAGAGAAUAAUGAGAGAGGCAAGUUUGAGAAAGUUGGUUUCACUGUCACGCAUUUCGCAGGAAUUGAACUCUGAUGUUUCUUUU